CAGUCUUCUACCUUUGCAGUCGCAUAGAUCAUGACUGCGAUAGAGCUGUUGACUCAUCCUAUCGCUCUCGGUGUAGUCGCCAUUCUGGUUGCUAGCGCUGCAAUGGGCUUAUUUUCGUCCAACAAGCAUUUCCCCGUCGAGGGUCGAACGGUCUUGAUUACGGGUGGCUCAAGUGGUAUGGGAAGAGCACUGGCAAAGAAAUUGGCUCAGCGGGGUGCGAAUGUCUGCAUCGUCGCAAGAAAUCAGUCAAAGCUAGACGAAACCAUCGAGUACAUCAAGACACACGCCAGAAGUCCCGACCAACGCUUCCUAGCCAUCAGCGCCGAUUGCACCUCUGCCACCGAAAACUCCCGCCUCCUCGACGAGGUCACAUCGUGGAACAACGACGAGUCUCCUGACAUCGUCUGGGCCAAUGCGGGAUCCUCAAGUCCCGGCCUCUUUCUCGACACUCCCUUGGAAACACAUCGCGCCCAGAUGGACAUGAACUACUGGGCCUCCUUCUACCUCGCUCACGCAACUCUCAAACGCUGGCUCGCUCCUACCACCGAAAAGAAGCUCCAACAAAGACCCAGACACUUCGUCAUGACAGCUAGUACUCUUGCUUUCGUAGGCGUGGCAGGAUAUACUCCCUACGCUCCUGCAAAAGCUGCCCUAAAGUCCCUGGCCGACUCUCUGCGCAUGGAGCUGAACAUGUACAAUGCCACCAUCGACUCCCCCCAUCCUUCUCCCGCCGCAGCCACAAACAUCCAUUUGGUCUGCCCGGGCACAAUUUUGUCUCCUGGCUACGAGAACGAAAACAAGUCAAAACACGCCAUCACAAAGGGCCUCGAGUCUGGCGACCCUAAACAGUCGGAAGACAGCGUUGCAGAUGCCGCACUGAAGGGCUUGCAAAGAGGUGACUACAUCAUCACCACACAAUGGCUGGGUCAUGCUAUGAGGGUGUCUGCUCUCGGCGGUUCACCCAGAAACGGAUGGGGUGUUGUGGAUGUUUUGUUUUCCUGGCUGACUUCGCUUGCUUGGUUGUUCAUCGCUCCUGAUAUGGAGACUCAGGUGUGGAAAUAUGGCAAGGAGCAUGGAUCUGCGUGAUUCUUGGUUUGGUCAAAAGUCUGCUUGAUUUCUUUGUUGUAUGAUACCCUUCGUGCUUGAACAUAUCCUGACACCUGCUUCCAACAUGAUACUAUUUGCUUAACACUCUUGGAAUCUCUCGAUCGUAUCUCUCAUCACUUGCUCGAUAGUCUUGAUACUGUCAACAUCCACCCACUCGUCCUUACCAUGUAGCCCCUCGCCCACAGGCCCAAAGAUUAGGGAAGGAAUACCCGCUUCACUCAACAAAGCAGCAUCAGUCCAGAACUUUGCCGCCGUAGACUUGACGUCCCCCCUUCCUCCGACGCUAGCAAUCGCUGCCUCUGUCGCAGCAAGCAGAGGAUGAGACUCCUCCAUUGGCAACAACGGUGCACGUUCAAACAACAAUCUCGGCUCUUUGAACCUAAACUUCUUA
Aureobasidium subglaciale EXF-2481 is the source of this 1498-nucleotide messenger RNA. RefSeq lists its product as uncharacterized. Gene Ontology annotation, biological process: sphingolipid biosynthetic process. Gene Ontology annotation, cellular component: endoplasmic reticulum membrane. The coding region runs from base 31 to 1086 and encodes 351 amino acids. The transcript is spliced from 3 exons. NCBI's taxonomy places the organism in Eukaryota, Fungi, Ascomycota, Dothideomycetes, Dothideales, Saccotheciaceae. The record is from RefSeq and is a predicted model, not a curated record. Gene Ontology annotation, molecular function: 3-dehydrosphinganine reductase activity.